Molecule: messenger RNA, 1509 nt
Organism: Catharus ustulatus (Swainson's thrush)
Lineage: Eukaryota; Metazoa; Chordata; Aves; Passeriformes; Turdidae
Gene: GPKOW
Product: G-patch domain and KOW motifs
Exons: 15
Coding region: 97-1437 (446 amino acids)
Biological process (GO): mRNA splicing, via spliceosome
Cellular component (GO): spliceosomal complex
Molecular function (GO): nucleic acid binding
Source: RefSeq, a predicted model, not a curated record
CCCUCCCGCUUAUCGCGGUACCGGGACACGGCGGGGAAGGAGCGGAGAGGAACCGAGGGAAGCGCAGAGGAACGGGAGCGGGCCCCGCGGCGGAAGAUGGCGGCGGGCGAUGGCGCGGCCGCGAGUGAGGGCUCCGCGGGGCCGGGGCCGGUGUCGUUCGCCUUCAGCCGCAGGGCGGAGCGGCGGCGGCCGCUCCCCGCGGGACCCUGCGCGGAGCCCGGCACCGGCGCCGACGCCGACAGCGACACCGACUUCCUGACGGCGGUGGAGGACCGGAGCUGGCUGGCCACGCGGCCGGCCCCGCCCCCCAAGCAGGAGCUGGUGAUCCCCCUGCGCCCCGCCCAGCGCUGGAGGAACCCCGAGCCCCCCAGCGCCGAGCCCGGCCCCAACGGGACCCCCCCUCUGUGGAGGCACAGGCGGUGCAGGAGCUGCUCCAGGGAGCUGCUCCAGGGCGCGGCAGCCGGGAGCAGCCCAACGGUAGACUCGGGAGCGGCCGUGACCAUCCCCAUGCAGCUGCCGGACAGGGAGGUGGCCACGGGGCCACAGCCGACCCCCCAGGACUACGAGGCCGUUCCCGUGGGGCAGUUCGGGCUGGCCAUGCUGCGGGGGAUGGGCUGGAGCCAGGGCCAGGGCAUCGGCAGGACCUUCCCCAGGGUGGUGCCCCCCCUGGAGCAGCGGCCCCGCCCGCGGGGGUUGGGGCUGGGGGCUGAGGCCGCCCCCCCCGGGACCCCCAAAUCUGGGGAGCCCCCCCAGGAGGGCCCGGCCCCGGGAGACACCGUCAGCAUCGAGAGCGGCCCCCACCGCGGGGUCAGGGGCAAGGUGGAGGCUCUGGAGCCCGAGACCGGGCGGGCGCUGGUUCGGCUGCAGCUGGGGGGACAGAUGGUGACAGUGCCGGGCCACGGGCUGAGGCUGCUGGGUGCCUCGGGCCGCCCCCCCCAGGCUGAGGAGGGGGCGCAGGGCGGGGACCCCCGCGGGGAGGGGGCAAGAGGAGAGAGCGGCCCGAGAGCCACAGGAUUUUUGGGGGAUCCUGGGCUUUGCAUUUCCGGGGGGCCCCCCCCCGCGCCCCCUCCCCACUGGCUGCGGCGGGACCUGCGGGUGCGGUGUGUGGACAGGAGCUUCAGGGGGGGAGUGUUCUACAACUGCAAGAUGCAGAUCGAGGACCUGCUGGCCCCCGACACCUGCGUGUGCCGCACGGACGACGGGCGGCUGGUGGAGGGGCUGCCCGAGGCCUCUCUGGAGACCGUGGUGCCGCGGGGCGGCUCCGAGCGGGUCAUGGUGGUGCUGGGCGAGCACGCGGGGCAGGUCGGGCGGAUCCUGGAGCGGGACCCGGAGCGCGGCCGGGCUCUGGUGCAGCUGGGCCGGGACGCGGCUCCGCCGGUGCUGUCGCUGCCCUACGACUCCAUCUGCCAUUACCUGGGCGGGGGCGACGACGACUGAGACCCCCGGGCCCCCGCGCCAGCUUCCAACAUGGCGGCCGCGGCUUCGGGGCAAUAAAAGCUGUGACAACGA